Molecule: messenger RNA, 1549 nt
Organism: Moneuplotes crassus
Lineage: Eukaryota; Ciliophora; Spirotrichea; Euplotida; Euplotidae
Source: the annotation of a GenBank genome assembly
GGUAAGAAUGAGCCUUGAUAGAUCAGAUUCCAGAAAUAGCGAUAUGGACGUAGAUUCCAAACCUGCCGAUUCAAAGUAUUUAUUUGGCCAUCCUGAUGGCAUGAUGCAAGAUUUGAAUGAGCUAAAUGAUAUGGUAGACUCUCAGUCGCUCUCCUCACAAUCAGUCAACGACGAAGAUAAUUCUGAUGAUGGAGAAAUAGAUAUAAAAGAGGAACAGAAAGGACACCACGAUGACAGGUUCAGCAAGCAAGCCCAAAACAUAGCUAAGAAGGAUAAAAUGGCUUUCAUGAACUAUUUUACCUGCCGCACACAGAGAGUUCAGCUCAAAUCUGACUCUGAAGAUGUUGGGAAGAAGAAUUUCUCUGAGUUCUUUAAGAAGAACCAGAAGUUGGAAGAGCCUAACAGGGUCAAUCGCCUCCGCAAGGAGAGAGAGGAGAGAAAAGGCGAUAGAAGAAGGAAAGAAGAAAGGGAGAGACAAAAACAAAAGGAAAAGGAGAAAGACCUCACUGAAUUUGCGGUUAAUUAUGCAGAAAAUCCUAAUAUUGCAGAGGAAUCGAAGACCACGAGUUAUGAAGAGCAACUACAUGACUCCUUCUCAACAGGAGAUGGCAUGGCGAAGUCUAUUUGAUGCGAGUUUAAGGAUGAAAUGUACUACAUGCUUGAGUCUGGUCUGAACUUGGCUAUAUAUGGUGUUGGAAGCAAAAUCAAUUUUUUGAAGCAUUUUACAAUGGGAUUAAAAGACCAUGCUAUUGUUGUGGGAAAUUGAUAUCAUCCAGGACUUACCCUCAAAGGAGUCCUAAAAGAGUUGACUACGUAUAUUAACAAUAGAUAUAUGUCUAAGAAGAAUAAUACUGUGAUGAAGCAGAUGAACAAAUUCUUUAGCAUGGGAGAUAACGUUGAAUACCUCUUAAAAACUCUCUCUAUAGAGAGCUUAAACAUUUCGAAGAUUUAUAUUAUUCUUAUCUCAAUUGAUAGCGGGAAUCUGAAAUCAUUAGAGCUACAACGUCAUCUCUCAGUCCUAGCUAGAUGUGAUAAGAUAGGGAUUAUCGUGACAACAGAUACUCUUAAACCAGCUGCUUUUUGGGAUGAUUCAGUGCUGGAUAGAUACAACUUCGUGUUCUACCAAAUAGAUACCUAUGAAGAAUAUGGUUUGGAGAAAUCAAUGUCUACUCCUUUGUUCUCUCUCAAGAACGAGAGGGAGGAGCUUGGGCUUGCUUUCAUCCUGAAAUCUUUCACUGACAUGCAAGUAGAUGCCAUAAAGAUUCUUGCGAAAUUCCAGCUCGACAAUCCCCAUGAACUAGGAAUGAAAGAGCGUGAGUUGUACGAAGAAUGUGUGGACAUGCAGUCAAUCACUGAUAUCAAAACUCUCAAGGACAUCCUUCGUGAAAUCCGUGACCACAAGAUCCUCUUCGAAAGAGAAGAUAAGGAAGGUAACAGCUAUCUCUACCUAAAACUGAAGGCCUCAAUCCUUGAAAAGAUCAUUAAGAACCAGCUGCAAGCUGACGAUUAGAGGAGCUUAAUUCUAAUUUUAAUCCAAUAAUGGUUGAAC